This is a messenger RNA of Coregonus clupeaformis (lake whitefish), 2010 nucleotides long. Its product is annotated as zona pellucida-like domain-containing protein 1. NCBI's taxonomy places the organism in Eukaryota, Metazoa, Chordata, Actinopteri, Salmoniformes, Salmonidae. Gene Ontology annotation, cellular component: cell surface. The record is from RefSeq and is a predicted model, not a curated record. The transcript is spliced from 11 exons. The coding region runs from base 234 to 1469 and encodes 411 amino acids.
CUCCCAGCCACCUGUUUUGUUUCCGGUUGCCCUCUUUCACACCCAUUCGCUGGAAAGGAGGCUAGUAUAAAUAGUCGUGAUUCAUGAAGGGAGAAAGAGAAUAAGAAAGAGAGACCAAAAGAGAGGAGAGAGGAGAGGGAAGAUACAUCACAACCACAUAAGAUUGGCCUUGCAAAAGCAAUUCAGAGAGAGAUCCUGAUAUCUGGGUUUCCCCCUCCUCUGGUUUGAAGACAAUGUGGCGGGCCCUCCUGUAUCAGCUUGCUCUGAUUCCUCUCAUCCAGGCUCAGAAUGACUACUGCAGCACACACCCUACAUUCAGAGAGCCAGCCAACACUGACAUUAACGUCUACUGUGGCACGAAAAGCAUGGAGCUCCAUAUCUUACUAUGUCCCGUCUACUUCGGUGGAUACAAUGAAACACUGAUGUCCCUCAACGCUCAGUACUUCAAGGGAGAGUGCCGGGGGACACCCGAUUGGACUGUCAACCCGCCCGUUCUGAAAUACAACUUCUCCAUCACAGAGGAGGCGGUGUCCGCCUGCAACAACAAAAUGAAGAUCACUCAGGAGGUGGGUUCUGGACUCUUUGCGGACUUCUCCAGCAUUCAGUUUGUCAACAUCUCGGGCAUGAUCAACUCUCUGGACCCCAGCGCGGGAACCAUCACCUACCGCCAGGAAAUGAUUUACAAAUUCUCCUGCCGCUAUCCACUCCAGUAUUUGGUCAACAACACUGAGAUGAGCGUGUCUGGGGUGAGCCUAGCAGUCAAAGACAGCAAUGGGAGUUUCAUCAGUACCCUGAGUAUGACGCUCUACUCGGACAGGUUCUACACAACCCAGCUCAAGGUCCCUGAGGGAGGCUUGACAUUGAAGACACGCAUCUUUGUGGAGGUCAAGGCCACAAAUCUCACUGGAAGGUUCAAUGUGUUGUUGGACAGAUGCUUUGCCACAACCAGUCCCUACCCCGUCAACAGCACUUAUUAUGACCUCUUUGUUGGGUGUAACCGGGAUGGCCAGACGGUGAUGGGGGUGAAUGGGCAACAGCAGGAAGCACGUUUCUCGUUCGAGGCCUUCCGCUUUGUCCAGCACAAGAACAGGACGCUGUCCACUUUCUACCUGCACUGCUCUACCAGACUCUGUGAGAGGUCCGUCUGCACCUCCCUGCACCAGAACUGCACGGACAUCAUCAGCUCAAGGAGGAAGCGGGAGGUCCAGGACACGUCUGUGACCGACACAGCCACGGUCAGCUCCGGCCCCAUCCGCACCCAAGUGGACAACAGUGAUACUGUCGGAAUUGUAUCUGAAGUUGCCGAGCAGUUGGGUGGAAAACACAGAUCCUUGCAGGGUGUUGCCAUAGCAGCAGGGAUCUUUGGUGCUCUCUCUAUCUCCAUGGUAGCCUUCAUUGCGUACUGGAUCGUUGUGCCAAGGACCAUUGGGGCCAUGGAGAAGAGAAUGCUCUACCCUACACAAGAGUGAGUUUUUAGGGGAAGGCUUUGCCAUGAUACUCUUAAGGUGGUUUCCUCUCCCAUGUCCUCGUUCUAAUGCUCACUGACCUAAAGGAGUAGGUGGCUCAGUGCAAUUUGGAAAUAACUUAAUUACUAGUUGACCAUAUUGCGUUCAUCCACCCAGUAAUUCAAGGAAAUAGCACAUGGGAAAGGAUUUCACUUUUAGUGUUGUAACAAUGGCUGGUCUAAACAUGUCUACUAGCCAGUGAAGAGGAAGUAAUGUUCUGAAAGUCCAAAGAUGACUGGCAAAUAUCAGGCAGAAAUAAAAUCACUUAUCCAUAUGAAUAUAUCUGUUUAACCUGCACAUAUAGCACUGCAUGUUUAAAUAGUUUCUUUCCAUUUUACGGCAUUUAAAGUCUGGUAUUGGUAUUAAGGGCUAUCGUCUUUGUCUUGGAGCAAGGUGAAGUAUAAAUAUCUAGUAUUAUCAUCAUAAUAAGGUGGUAGAGCACGGCGCUUGUAACGCCAAGGUAGUGGGUUCGAUCCCCGGGACCACCCAUACACAAAAAAAUAUA